This is a messenger RNA of Mauremys reevesii (Reeves's turtle), 3147 nucleotides long. It is a transcript of the gene MATK, whose product is annotated as megakaryocyte-associated tyrosine kinase. The coding region runs from base 427 to 1767 and encodes 446 amino acids. Lineage: Eukaryota; Metazoa; Chordata; Testudines; Geoemydidae. The transcript is spliced from 13 exons. Gene Ontology annotation, biological process: protein phosphorylation. The record is from RefSeq and is a predicted model, not a curated record. Gene Ontology annotation, molecular function: protein binding; ATP binding; protein tyrosine kinase activity.
UCCCUGGUGGGGAUGUGGACUUGGGCUGCAAGGGGGCAAAGGUCACUUCAGGGUAAAGCGUCAUCAAGGAAUGACUCCUCUCUGGUUAAAAUGGGCUGCAUAGAAAGCAGGCACUAGGACCUCCAGGGCACUGCCUCCGCAGCCCAGACCAGAAGAGAAAUCAGGAAAUAAAGUUGAGGCGAGUUUCUCGGAGUGGGUCUUUCGGUGAAUGCUGUUGCGCGGGAGGUAAAGCUCUGCUCCGCCAUUUGAACUGGGAAUUUAUUCUCCAGGAAUCUUGGGACUCACGUCUGGGCUUGGCUGCAAGCAAACCUGCAACAACUUGGAUGCCAAGGGCUUUGCAUGGGUGCUGCAGGGAGGUGAUUGCUGCAUUUCCUCAGAGACAGGAUUCCCCGGAGCAGCUGUAGAUGCGCUGAUGAGCCAGGCAGCAUGUCAACAAAACGCUGGUUGCCGGGGACGCAGUGCAUCACCAAGCACGACCACACCAAGCCCAAAGCCCGCGAGCUCGCCUUCCGCAAGGGCGACAUCGUCACCAUCGUCGAGGUCUGCCAGAAAGGCUGGUACCAAGCAAAACACAACGACACCGGCGAGGAGGGGCUGCUCUCGGCCAGCUCGGUGCGGGAGCGCGAAGCCAUCCGCGUCGACCCCAAGCUCAGCCUGAUGCCCUGGUUCCAUGGGAAGAUCUCUGGUGGGGAGGCCGUGCAGGCGCUCCAGCCCCCUGAGGACGGGCUCUUCCUUGUGCGGGAGUCCAUCCGGCACCCUGGGGACUACGUGCUGUGCGUCAGCUUCGGCAAGGAGGUCAUCCACUACCGCGUCAUUUACCAGGAGAACCGGCUGAGCAUCGAUGCCUCCAGCUGCUUCUACAACCUCAUUGACAUGAUCGAGCACUAUAUGAAGGACCAGGGAGCCAUCUGCACCAAGCUGGUAAAACCCAAACCAAAGGCUGGGCUGAAGUCUGCUGAGGAGGAGCUGGCCAAGGCUGGCUGGUUACUGAAACUGCAGCACCUCACACUGGGAGACAAGAUUGGGGAAGGAGAAUUCGGAGCCGUCCUGCAGGGAGAGUACAUGGGGCAGAAAGUGGCCGUGAAGAACAUCAAGUGCGACGUCACCGCCCAGGCCUUUCUCGCUGAGACGGCUGCCAUGACGAAGGUCCGUCACAAAAACCUGGUGCAGCUGCUGGGCGUGAUCCUGCACAACGGCCUCUAUAUCGUCAUGGAGUACAUGAGCAAGGGGAACCUGGUCAACUUCCUGCGGACACGGGGCAGAUCAGUCCUCCAGCCCAAGCAGCUCAUCCAGUUCGCCCUGGACAUCUCCCAGGGGAUGGACUACCUGGAGUCCAAGAAGCUGGUGCACAGGGACCUUGCUGCCCGCAACAUCCUGAUCUCAGAGGAGAAUGUGGCCAAAGUGAGUGACUUCGGCUUGGCCAAGGUGGACCCGAAAGGCGUAGACGCCACCAAGCUGCCGGUCAAGUGGACGGCUCCGGAGGCCCUGAAAAACAAUAAAUUCUCAACCAAGUCAGACGUCUGGAGCUAUGGGAUCCUCCUGUGGGAACUGUUCUCCUACGGCCGGGCGCCCUACUCCAGGAUGACUCUGAAGGAAGUGACGGAGAUGGUGGAGAAGGGGUACCGGAUGGAGGCCCCUGAGGAAUGCCCGCCCUCCCUCUACGCCCUGAUGAAGAGCUGCUGGGAGACAGAGCCGGGGAAGCGGCCUUCCUUCAAGAAGCUCACCGAGAAGCUGCAGAAGGAGCUGAAGCACAUAGGGGACAGUUAGCCCUGGUGGCUCCUGCUCCCAGGGCCGCAACAGCUCCGACUCCCUGCGCCUGCACGAGGCUGAGAGACUGGUUCCAAGGGGCCCAUAUUUACCCUGGCAGCCCUAGCAUGUCCCUGCCACGAGCACAGCUCUCUGAGCGCGCGUACAGGCUGGGAAUAGACUGGCAUUGUGUGCCUCGUGGGUACAUGUACGCCGGGGGUGUGCUCAGUUCUGAACCAUACCUGGCAGGUUUCUGAUUCGUUCAGGAUGAGUCUGGUCAGAUGGCCCCGUGGAUCGCAAUCUGGUGGCCAUAUGCCCCCCUGGCCACUAGCCACAAACCACAGCUCAGGGACGGCUGGGAGGAGUGUGUCCCAUUGCGCUGAGCCAGCAGCGCCCUCCUGUGGCGGGUGCUCAAGCAUGAGAGCCCUUGACACUCCUGCAAUCAGCGCUAACGGCCGAAACAUUCUGCGUAGCCAGGGCGUCUCCAGGGCCCAGGGAUUGGGCUGGGGCUGGGGCGGGAGAAUGGUGGGUGGAGAGGAAGUGCUGCUCCCUAGCUCUUGGAACCUGGACUCAGUUCUCCGGAGGCUCCUACUGAUGUUUAUUUCCAAGUGUUUCCCUCAUGUUUUAGUGACUGAAAAUGUGGCAGCAGCACAAAAUGAACAGAGUCCCACUAUCCUCUGCCUGGACUGUGAGUUAUUCAUCAGGACCAGCUGAGAGUCGGCAAAAUUCAGCCAAAGUAGCUCAGCAGGUUCAUGGCUAAAGGCAUCGUUGUAACAGGGGGUGCCCGAUUGGGUGUCAGGCCCGGCCUUUGCCUCAGUUUCCCUUCGUGGAGGUCUCCAGCCAGACUCUUGUAAGUCAAGUCAGCCUUCCCCUGCUUGCCAGUGUCUCAGCCCCUGCUGCCUGGUGUUCCCUCCAGCCUGUUCCUCUUUAGGCUUCUGCCCCUUGCUGCCAGCAGCUCCAGCUUGGCAUGGCUCGCCCUCCCCAGCUGCCAGUUGGCCUGUAGCUGUCUCCUGAUCCCAGACCUGGCACCUGGGCAGUGACCAAGUAGUUGCAGGUGGGGCGAAGUCAUUUGGAUUAGCCAGCAAGGAACGUGGCUUCUUUGCUCGAGACGCUGCUGAGGCAACCCCCGCUACACACAGUGUAGUAAGAUGAGGCCCUGAAACAAACUCUUGUGUCAGAGGCCCAGUCUGAGGCCUGAAGCCUGAACCAAAGUACUUCCAGCCAUUGCUAAGCAAAAGCUGGGCUGUGAGCCAGGCAGUGGGCACAUAUCCACACCUAACGUACAUACACAGCAGCACACAACCAGCCACACCAAUACACCCUCGUACAUAGAAUCAUAGACUAUCAGGGCUGGAAGAGACCUCAGGAGGUAUCUAGUCCAACCCUCUGCUCAAAGCAGGA